AAUUACAAUUAUAUUACAAACUCGUCCAUAUAAAUAGAGCAAGAAGAAAGAAACAUAUAUACUAGAGAGAAGGGCGACCUGACAUUAAGAACACAAUCAUAUUAAUUUAUUUUGAUGGCUAAAUCGAUGAAUAUGAAAAGUAUUGUUGCUAUUGUAGCAAUAAUGAUAAUUGGAGGAGCAACUCUACAAAGAACAGAAGCAGCAGUUCAUGUUGUAGGAGAUGCUGUGGGAUGGCAAAAUAAUGUUCCUAACAUUAAUUACUAUGCUAAUUGGGCUUCUACUCGUAAUUUUACCAUUGGUGACACUCUAAUCUUCAACUUCGGUACCGGAGUACAUAAUGUGCUUACAGUAAGUUUGGAUGAUUUUAACGACUGUGACACAGACCAAAACCCCAGCCUUUUAAACAAUGGACCAGCGAACAUAACUCUUCGUACCAGCGGCAUGCAAUAUUAUAUUUGUGCAUUUCCCGGCCACUGCUCAAGAGGCCAAAAAUUAGCAAUUAAUGUUGCUGCCACCGCCACGCCUUCGACCCCUUCAACGCCCGGCACCACCAACCCUUCUACCCCCUCACCGCCUGGAACCACCGUCACCCAGUCUCCACCACCGUCUGCCGACUCUGCCACAAGUGUUGCUGCUAAUGUUGCUUUGACGACGUUGAUGUCCAUAGCCAUGGCUUUCAUGUGAUAUUUUUGUUAAAUUUGAUUUGACAUAGUAAUAAUUAAAUUGUGUGGAUCGUUUACAUAUGUAUGUAGACAAUUAUUCAUUUGAUCGGGCAGCAUCUGUUGCUGUAUUUCAAUAAAACAGUAUUAUUCGUUCA
Molecule: messenger RNA, 817 nt
Organism: Mercurialis annua (annual mercury)
Lineage: Eukaryota; Viridiplantae; Streptophyta; Magnoliopsida; Malpighiales; Euphorbiaceae
Product: mavicyanin-like
Exons: 2
Coding region: 115-684 (189 amino acids)
Cellular component (GO): plasma membrane
Molecular function (GO): electron transfer activity
Source: RefSeq, a predicted model, not a curated record